AGGUGCAUGUAAAUUGACUUUACGUUGUUGAUCAUUAAGAAAUCCAUUAAAAAUUGAACCAUGAUUGAUUAUGCUGCAGAGAUAAAACGUCAUAUAAUUGCAAUCAAAUUUGCCUCGUGACAGUUGCUUCUCGGAGAAACCAACCAUGCUGUCUUCACAGGAAAUUGACGACGUCGAGGCCCUAAUCAAAGAGGGUAGCAGCCAGAUCUCCAAACAAAACAUCAAAAAGGCAAUCAAGAAGUAUCAAGAAGCGUACGACAUUGCUGAAAAGUCAGGAAAACCUGAUGUUCUUGUAUCCUGUGCUUGUAAUCUGGGUGCAGCAUUGAUAUCGCAGGGUGACUCCGACCAAGCUAUCAAAUGUUUAACAAGGGCUCUUAAGGAUACGGAAUCGGAUAAAAAUCAAACUGACAAUCUCUUUGGAGAUGUGCAUUUCAAUCUCGGACUCGCUUAUUCGAUGAAGGAUGACCACAGCAGUGCAGUUAGACACUUCAAAAUUGCCGCAGAUGUGUUUCAUGGCUGUUCUGAUUUUAAGGGACUGGCUGACUCGUGGCAACAACUCGGAGAGCAGCAUGUGAAGCUCGCUCAACCUCUGAAGGCUUCAGAGUGCUAUAAGAAAGCUUCCGACGGCUAUCUUGAUGCCCACUAUGUUUUCUUGGCGGCUAAGAUGAGGGUACGUGAGGCGCUGAGUCUUUACAACGGAGGAAACAUGGAGGAGAGUCUCAGUGUACUUCUAAACUUUAGAAAGCUGUAUUCACAGAUUCCAGACAGGAAUACUGAAACAGGAAAAUUAGUGAAACUACUUUAUGAUGUCGGGUCCCUACUGAACCAGCUUCGAUCACCGGAGCAUGCUGCCUCAUGGUUAGAACAGGCCCUCGUCAUCGUAAGGACGCUACGAAGCAGUGGCAGUGGAAACGACAAAGUAGAAGCUAGGAUUCUACUCACCCUAGGGGAAGUCUGCAUUGCUCUGAGUGAUUAUACAAAUGCUGUGACGAUCAAUAAAGAAGCCUCGGCCAUUUUUGGGAGACUGGACAACAAGAAAGCUCGAGGGCAGUGUUUCUACCAGCUUGCCGAGGCAUACAGGCAUCUCGGGGAUCAUCACAAUGCAGAGAAAUACUAUCACAUUGCUUAUCAGACAUUGGAGGAUGCAGGUCUACAGAGUUCCCUGUGGCAGGUGUUUGAAGGAUUAGCGGAUCUGAAUUACCAACGUCGUCAGCUGGAUACGUCUAUCUCGUACUACAAGGAGAGCUUGAGUCAACUCAAACAGAGGGGUGCACACCACACAGUGCACAAACAAAUCGUCUCCAAGCUUGCCACUGCACUUGAGAUACAACGAGCUGGCGUGGUCAAGGCAGUGUCGUACAAGAACCGUGAGCCUGUGUUAAUUCACCAAAACCAGGAUGAGCAACAAGAACAAUCCAUGUCCUUCCAGAGUGGUCUACCUGACAUCUCACUAGUCCACUCCCCAACCUACGCACCCCUGACCUCUACCAGACUGAGUCUGUAUGCGGCAAACGUCGAGCAACAAUUUAAUCUAGAUGUACCCGGAAAAAAGAAGAAGAAACAUCAUGGUCGUCAUGGUCGAAGGCGCAGUGGUUCAUUUGACAAGCCCGUGUCUAAGGGAGUUGGUGAAUACGACACAGAGACGGACAUUUCCAUCGUCAACGGCAAAAGGGCAAAGAUGUCCAGAAGAGUGAAGACUCCACGGCCAAAGUCCAUUCAAAGAAGGAGUGGAACGGGUCUACAGAACUCCAAAGUACUCCAAGGUUUGGAUGUGGAGGAGGAAGGAGCUGCUCCCUUGACAUCAAGUGUUGAUGAUUCCACACAGAUGGACCAGUCCUCACCAGGUUCCUACAAGGGACUCAAUAUGUCCACCUUUUCCGACGACGACGACCUCACCCCCCGAAGAGGGCGCUCUGCAAGUCAGACAUGCGUGCCGUCAGUGGUUUCAUCCAGUGAAGAAAGUGACUCCUUUACUGAGAUCUCCAGUGAUGACGAUUUGUCGGGAAGUUCUGAGGAUUACAGUAUGGAAGAUUCUCACCAGGAGUUAAGGUUCUUGGACCAAAAUCCAGGCUCUAGGAUGGGAAACACCUAUGAGCACCCAUCGACAGAUGAGCCCCUAUACGCUUCAAUCAAAUCAAAGCAAUCAUCAGUGGGUCAACAUGAAGAGAAACUCUAUGAGACACUCAACAGUACUGCAUCCACAGCAGUCCUUACCUCAUCAAUGCCUCACAGGACGGCACCCUUACCUCCUAGCCCACCAGAGCCCCCUAGGGCACCCAGACCCUCACAGAAAGUCACCCUUCCACCCGAUGAGGAGGAGCCCCGUCCGGGCGUGUCGUCAUGGAGUGGCACCCACUACCCAGAGUCCACGGUCCUGAAAGGGAUGAGUAGAGGUCAAAGAGAAAUGGGCCUGUACCAAGUGGCUCAAUUAGCGCAAGAGAGAGAAGUAAACCAGUCAUGUAGAAGCAGUAUGUCAUCGGUUACCAGUGACGCCAAGGUCCCAAAAUCCAAAGCCUGCAUUGUCAUGUAAACGCUUACCCUUCAAGCAGUUUCUCAAGCCGCAUCAUGUAAUGCUGACGUAACUUUAUUUAUGUUCCACUGUGAUGUCUCACUGCAGUCAAUCUAGUCUUGGUGCAAGACAUUCUUGUUUGAGUUGGUUAACCUCUAUAGUAAUACCAUAGGCCCCAUACGCCCAAUGCUACACAUGUCGCAACUAUUCCACCGAUGGAAGGUGUUUCUGUAAGCCGUGAUCAUGCCAGCUGAAUUUUGUUUUGGACGUGGUAUGGUGGGGUGAUCUGGACGUUUUCCAACAGCGCCUGUUAUCGCUCGAUGGUAAUGUGCGCGGCGAGGAGAAGUGGAGCGGGGGAUUUCGCGAUAGUUGAUAGUUCGCAACUGUUGAAUGAGGUGCAUGCUGGUCUAGCUAGAGAUCAAACUUGAUCGCUAGCUAGACCAGCAUGCACCUCAUUCCACGCCUAAUGUACACGUACCUUGGGAUAAGGUCUAUAUGAUGACGCUGAUGAGCGAGUGGGAUAUAUCUGACGCAGACACGCUAUUUUUUCCCUAUUCCAUGGACAUGCGACUUUUGCAUGUGAUUUUUCAACAAACUUGACACAAAGCUUAAGGUUUUUCAGUAAUUUUCAAACUGUUGAUGGUAGUCAGGACACCCAAGUUCUUGAUCAUUGUGGCUGUGCACAUGUGUAAAAAUAGUUCUUGAUCAUUGUGGCUGUGCACAUGUGUAAAAAUAGUUCUUGAUCAUUGUGGCUGUGCACAUGUGUAAAAAUAGUUCUUGAUCAUUGUGGCUGUGCACAUGUGUAAAAAUAGUUCUUGAUCAUUGUGGCUGUGCACAUGUGUAAAAAUUAUGCAAUAAAAAAAUGCUCUGUGGCAAAGGAAUCGUUACGUAUGAGCUGAACUGCAACAUUCCAGCAAUCGAAUAGGGAUACGUGUUCCUCAACCAGUCCCACCAGCUGUAUUGUUAUUUUUACAAAUGAAAUUUUUCUUGUUAUUUUCUUUAUGUGUUGAAAUAUUUUUCUUACUGCGAUCUAUAUGCAAAGUUUGAGGCUUUAAGUCUUGUACAAAAAUUGGCUGCCUGUAGCUUUUUAUAUGCUUGUUCUGUUGUUAUAUAAUUGUAGUGUUGUUUUUUAUUCCACCUAUUUGCCUUCUAGAAAGACUUUGCUAGGGUCUAAACAUCAGGCCAUUUUAAUACUUAGAACUAUGUUCUGUUUUUUAAUUCUUGAAUAGAUUUGAAUACAUCUUUCAAACUAUGCCGUUUUUCCAGCCAUUAAUGUACAUGUACAUGUAAUAUGGCCAUUUUAACAUUGUGUCACAAUCCAACAUUUCUUCUACUUGAGUUGAAAACAUGUGUAAUUGUUCAUUGUUCCUUAAACUUUGUCUAAAUAAUUGUGCAGCAAAUGAUAUUUUCAAACCGUUCGUGUUUUCUUUUCCCUUUUCAAAGGAAUAAAAUCGAAUUUAUAAAUGUGUCACUUACAUUCCAAAAUCCUUCUAUAUCCAAUUGGCAAAGUGAAGUAUUCAUUAGGACUUGGGUCAGUAGACCUAAAUUUUAAGUGCAUAUCACUAUCAGGAUUCUCCCUUAACAGUGGUCCGCUAGCCAAAAGUUAAAACACCCGAUGACCAGUCAAAAUUCACUCAAAGUGGUGCAACGGGCUAGUUUGAAUCAUGGCCAGUUUUAAUUUCCCCAGUGUGGGAUAAUAAAGUUCUUAUCUUAUCUUAUCUUAUCUUAGUUCAAGCACCUUUUUUUUUCAUUUGAAAUAAUUAUGAACUGGUGAAACAGAAAACGAACUUACCUUUGAUUUUUUAUAAAAAGUUCAUGUAGCUGUGUUUUUAGCUGUUAAUUUCCAUGAUUCCUUGUUAAUAUUUUGUACAGAAAUCAAAUUAAUUUUAUUACAGAGAACAUUAUGUACUUUGUAAAAAACGGGCUGUGCCGAAGUAGUUCAUCAUGUUUAUGUAUAACCAGAGGAUCUUCAGUGAAUAUGGCUUGGCUUGCCAAUUUCAGUCAUUGUACUUAAAAUAAAAGCUUUGUAUAUUUCUUGUUUCAGUAGUUAAAUAUCACUUUCAACCUUUUUGACUCUGAAAAUUUAUAAUAUUAUAUCAAAACUAUUUACUUCUUGUUUCCAUGUGUGUUGUGUCUGUUUAGUGGACAGUUUAUCAGGUUAAGUGUGGAGCAAGCUGCGAUCAAUUACAUUAGCUUUUCUUUCUUUACUUGGAAAAAUGGUUAGUUGACUAACUGCAACCAAAAACUGGUGCUGGCUCGUCUUAUUAGUAAACCAUUGGAAGGAAUAGUGGGAACCUGACUGACUUAUCACAGUGUGAUGGAUUAACCAUGGUUUAACUGGAGCUAACUAGAGUUUAACCACGAGUAACAGGCAUAUUUCAGUAACAUGGGAACUGAAAUAAACCAUAGAUUAACCGAAGCAGUCAUACUUGCUCGUAGUUUACAUGAGUUUAAGAAAAGAUUUCUAACUGUAAACAUUUGUAUUUGUUAAUUGUUCGUCAAAGCUUUGUCUAAAUAAUUAUUUCAUCAAAUGAUAUCUUUAAAUGGUUUGUGUUUCCUUUUCAAAAGAAUUUAUUAAUAGUAUUAAAUUACAACAAGAUAAAUGGGUGAAGUAUUAAGAAUAACUCGCAAGACAAUCAAUGUAAUUUUUGAACAUAUGAGAAGAAGAAAAGUUCUCUCUAAAAUAUCUGAACAAGUAAUAACCCUCAAGGUAAACUGACUGGGUGAAUUUUUUUAUAAUUUGGGUUAAACAAAGAAACCAUUAACCAGAUUGAGACUUCACACUGCGUCCUCUGGAUUAACAUGCCACGCCAUACCAACAGACAUAUCUAGCAUUAGUAUUUGCAGUCUACCUAUUUUGUCACUAUCAUUGUCUGAUGAAGAGAAUCAGUUACUGCCAUUUACAUGUAUUGCAUAACCAGGGAUCACACCUAAGUUUACAAAAUACUACUUGGGACGUGGCAGGAGAGGAAUCACCUUCAUAACAUGGAAACAAAGAUGGUCACCUUAUUUAAGCUUCUCUAAUCAUCCCUUUAGAGACAACAAUCAUUUACAAGAAUCAACAGUACAAUUGGGAUUGUUUUGUGUACUUUAUUAGACUUCUCUUUAUCUGGUGGCAAUAAAAUAUCAAUAAAAUAUCAAUUUGGUGACAUAUUUAAGUGUAUUCCUGGUCUAAUUUGUAAAUAUCUAUUGCACAUGUGUAAUUAAAACAUUAACUCCUAUAUCCACUCACCAUACUAGCAUAAAAUUCGGAUUCAUCCUCUCAUUAUUCACAACUCUUUUUAGUUCUAGUUGGUCAGAGGCAUGUUACAUUUUUACAUGGAUUUCUUAAGUGACACAUAAUAACACAAAGAUGUAAUGGUAAUGCACUGUAAGUACAUUGUUACUCAUUUUGCAUAGGAAGAGGGUCCAAUUUCAUGUCACUGCUAAGCAGUGUUGUAGGUCUCUAGCCGAUCUUGGUCUCGGACUAUCGGAUCUUGACUACAACACUGCUGCUUAGCACUAAAUUUGGCAUUUACGGUGCCCUGCGAUGCGCAUGAUUCUAUGGGCUGUAAGAUCAGAAUUCGACAAAAGGCUGCACCAUGAACUUGGGCCCAGAUCUUGGGAAAGCUGUGCUGUUUACCUACAAGAAGUUGUGUCAAUGCGACUGUAGACUGGCUUGCACAAAGGGAACAAAAUCACACCUAAACCUGGCCUUUUGCCAAGGCCUUCGCACCACAGAGGAGCGACUGUAAAAGGAGACCAAGCGAGGGAGUUAUAUGGUGAGUGCAUUGUCUCCCGUUACAGAUGCUUGCGACCGCAGCUAUCCAAACCACGUAGGCCUUGACAAAAGUCUAACCUAAACCCAACAUGGUUUACUAGGAGCCUACCCACUACCCAGAUUCAGUCACAGUUCAGUAGGUUUACAGACUCUGUGCAUCACCCGAAAGACAAAACUACAGGUUGGACAUACUGUGGACAAUUUCUCUCUCACUUCGGUGAUUGCUUUACUCCUUUCAAGAAAAUGUUAAUGCUCAAAGGAGUUUUUGAGAAAAACCUGAAAUCAGGAAUUAUUUUGAGAAAUCAUGCUAAAAAAUACAUUUCUUUACCCCCGAUUAACAUCAAUUAAAUCUACACGUAGUGUUAUUUAAGGUUGACAUUCAACCAAUACCUACAGAGCUCAAUGUACCAACUUGUAUCACCACACUGCUGUCUCUCAAACUAAAUAUAUAUACAGUAUCUCAAAUCCGACAAAUCAUCAGCUAACUGUAAAAUGCUUCUCCACUCUUUACGAACUGUAUACUGUACAUGAUUUAUCUUAAGAAGCGAAUAAAAAGACAAAAAGUCUAUAAUUUGUUGUUACCCUUAUACCGAUGUGCUCAGUACUUUCCAGAGUUCUGUGAAAGAAAAAAAAAAUCCACAGCGAUUCGAACCCAUGACCUUUGCACUCCUAGAGCAGAUGUCCUACCAAUCGACCACAGAGCUAGCCCGGUGGCUAGAGGCAGGUCAAAUCCUAUGUGUCGGGUAAAACCAAUUUAUAUUCUUUAUCCCUGAUGCACAUGGAACAUAUUUAAAAAGUGUUCAACAAAAGGGCCUACCUAGAAUGUACAAACUAAAGUAAAAUAAAUACUACUUACAAUGUGGAAUCUCAACUAAAAUUUACAAAUACAUCAACAAAAUUCAUAAAAGUCCAAGAUACACACUUAGUUGGACUUGCCGGUGCGUUUGUUUACAGUAUACUAUACAUCUGAUGUAUUUACUUAAUUUAAAACAUGUUGCUUUGUUGACAAGUAUCUACAAUUGCCUCAUUACCUAAAUGAAAAAUGCACCUCCAACUGUUUAUUUUGUUCCACAGAAAAUAAUCUUUACAACUGUAUGCAACUCUUGCACAUGUAAAUGAUCCAUAGAAAUGUAUAACGUCACAUUCACGAUUCUCAAAGUUUUUACAUUUCAUUCCCCAGCCCUUUCAAAAAGAUUAUUUGCCAUCAAAAGAAAACAUUUAAAAUAAAAUAAAAAAUAAAAAUUUGACUUCAAUUUUGUAAAGGGUGGGAAACACAGCAAAACAAAAUGCUGAAAAGUAAUUCUGUUGAAGUUCCAUUUAUAAACCAUACUGAAUCCAGUUUUAAAAAACAUUGUUUUAAGAUCAAAAAUGGCAAGAGUAUCAUGACAAAUCACCCCCAAAACGAACUUAGUUAUGCCUAGACGAUAAUUGGUUAUUCAUUAUCUAUUUUUCUUUGGUGAUUUUCAUAUGCUGUGACAAUAUAAGCACACGCUUUGGUCGGGGUAAGAACCAAUGUCAUUUGUGACUGACAAUAGACUGUGCAAGUCUCACGCAUAUUUGAACUAUCAAGACCAAGUAAGUCUCAUCCUUAUUGAGUUUUACAUAUGAGCAAUUCUGUUUCUUAAAAAAUGAUUUCAUAUUGUUGGGAAAGUAAGAUUUUAGCCAUGAAAUAUACGAAGGUAAAAUAGGCUAGGACACUCAACAAGGAGUUUGUGGAGGUUCUUAAUUACAGAGACAAAGGAAAAAAAAUAUUGUCAAAUCAUGAGGAACUUUCCCACUUGGGGUUCUAUGCAUUGAAUUGUUAAAAUAAAAUUGAGUUGGCUGCUGUAAUAUGUUAUUUCAAGGCAAGGCAAGAUACAAUCACUUAAUGUUCUGUCAACUUCUAGAAUUUGUUCAUAAUACUUUCUCUUAUUAAAGCUUGAAUCUUUUAUUGAGUUUUUCUAAACAUCAUGAGGGUUGUACGUUGAUCAGUAACUGUGCAAAUUACUCACUAAGCGAGUUCUCAAAAAUAACUCAAUGUGAGCUCUCGAAAUUCUUAUCGGAUAAUGUUGAAAUCAAGUUUAUUUUUCCUCAUACACCUUUCUGACAGAAAUGUGUGUAGCCCGCUUGAAUGCAACGCCAUCUAUCAUGUUGCGUUGUUAACAACGUUUUUUUUUUCCAGAACCACCACUACUCAAAAGAGAUUUACACAUUGUGCUACCGCUAACUUACCAUAAUCCCACCAUGCAAAGUUUCAAAUCCUACUUGACAUCAUCUAUCACCUUGAAC
Messenger RNA from Asterias rubens (European starfish), 8537 nucleotides. RefSeq lists its product as uncharacterized. The record is from RefSeq and is a predicted model, not a curated record. The coding region runs from base 146 to 2530 and encodes 794 amino acids. Gene Ontology annotation, molecular function: protein binding. The transcript has 11 exons. Lineage: Eukaryota; Metazoa; Echinodermata; Asteroidea; Forcipulatida; Asteriidae.